GUCAAAGGCCGUUCGAAAAGAGCUCGAAUGUGUUGACGGAGAGGAUUAAACCGACAAAAAUAUGAUCUUCUGAUGGUUUACGACCACCACAGCAAGCCCGGCAUCGUGCAAAUGGACUGUUAAAGGUUCCGAGUUGGUGGUGGAGACGAAAUAACUGCGCUGUAAACGAGUUUUCGUGGAUAUUUUAGUGUUUUUUCCCCCGCUGGACGCCUGUUCGCACUGUUUUAACAAGCUAGCGCUACUAGCAUCGACACCGCGGAGCUGCGAUGGUCGUCGCGGGUUUAUGCGGAUGUGUCCUGACCACUCUUUACUGAACCGACGACAACAAAUGGGACCAUCCAGCAUCGGCCGAAACCAUCGCGGCAUAGACUAACCAUUAAGAGUCAUUUUUCUCUUUGUAUUUGUGGGAAUUGAACCCAAGGAUUCUGUGGACUCUGCAGCAGCAGGUGUUUUUCUAGUUGGAUUUUAGCCCACUGACGUUCUCCCACAGCCAUGGAAUCGACGGUUGAUGACGAUGCAAUGGCAGCGUGAAUGAAGCUUGGCGUGGGGAGAGCUGAACGAUGCCCAAAGGUGGGGGUUCUAAAACCCCCCAGCUGGACCACUUCCCACUCAACACCGACAUGGUGGAAAAGCAGGGUGGGAAGAAGGAUAAAGUGUUGUCAAACAAGACACCCAAAUUGGAUCGCAGUGAUGGGGUCAAAGAGAUGAAAGAAAAGGCCCCUAAAAGGAAGCUGCCCUUUACUGCUGGAGCUAAUGGAGACCAGAAAGAUUCUGACUCAGAGAAACCAGGUCCAGAGCGGAAGCGAAUUAAAAAGGAGCCUACCAACACACGGAAGGCGGGCUUGCCGUUUGGGAUGGGGAUGCCAGGGAUCCGGGCCGGGUACCCCCUUUCUGAGCGGCAGCAGGUGGCCUUGCUCAUGCAAAUGACAGCUGAGGAGUCCGUCAACAGCCCAGACACAACACCAAAGCAUCAGUCGCAGUCCAGUAUGGGUCAGAAGGGAACUCCAAACUCUGCAUCUAAAACCAAAGACAAAGUGAAUAAACGUAAUGAGAGAGGAGAGACGCGGCUGCACAGAGCAGCAAUCCGUGGAGAGGUACGCCGCAUCAAGGAGCUCAUUAGCGAGGGAGCUGAUGUGAAUGUAAAAGACUUUGCAGGCUGGACUGCAUUGCAUGAAGCGUGCAAUAGGGGGUACUAUGAUGUGGCCAAGCAGCUGCUGGCAGCCGGAGCAGAGGUCAACACCAAGGGUCUGGAUGAUGAUACCCCUUUACACGAUGCAUCCAACAAUGGGCAUUUCAAGGUUGUUAAGCUUCUCUUACGGUAUGGAGGGGACCCACGUCAAAGCAACAGGCGAGGUGAAACACCACUGAAGGUUGCCAACUCUCCAACUAUGCUGAAUCUAUUGCUGGGGAAAGGCACUUACACUUCAAGUGAAGAAAGUUCAUCAGAAUCAUCAGAGGAGGAAGAUGCCCCCUCAUUCGCCCCGUCCAGCUCUGUCGAUGGCAAUAACACAGACUCAGAGUUUGAGAAGGGCCUCAAGUUGAAAGGGAAAACUAUGGACCCUCCUAAAUCUGCAGUCACACCAGUCAAAGAUGAAUAUGAAUUCGAUGAGGAUGAUGAGGAGGAACGUGUACCUCCAGUGGACGAUAAACACCUCUUGAAAAAAGACUUUCGUAAGGAUCCUAUUACCAAGCCCAACAGCUUCAUCUCCAUACCCAAGAUGGAGGUCAAAACCUAUUCCAAAAGCAACUCGCUCACACCAAAGAAAACUGUCAGGCGGAUCAUCUCUGACAGUAACAGUUCAGAUGAGGACGACAGGACGUUGUGUUUCACGCCAGCGCCUACGCCGCGGCAACAAGCCCAGCAAACAAAUACCAAGGCUAGAGACUCUGGCUGCAUGAGCUCUAAACAACAGAAAGACAAGAAUAAAGUCAAAAAGAAGCGGAAGAAGGAGAGUAAAAAUAAUGUCAGUAAAGAAGUCAGGUUUGGCAAAGUCAAUGACAAAUUCUGUACAUCAGAUUCUGACUGUGGAGACAUGGAGAGUGAGGAUGACAAGGGCUCAAAUAGUAUAAAGGACUCCUCUGCAGUGAGCCUGAAAGAAUCCCCUGGCUUUAACGCAUCCUCCUCCUCUUCCCAUGGUAACUUGAACUCACAGAAACAAGCACCGUCAUUAGCAGAACAGCAUCCAAAGCAGUGGAGGACAGAUGGAUGGAAGACCGUGUCCUCUCCCACAUGGUCAGACGUCAGUUCUCUCUCUGAUUCAGUCAGAACAAGACUGUCCAGUGAGUCUGACUACUCCUCCGCUGAUUCCAGUGUAGAGUCAAUAAAACAAGUCAAGAGGAAAGCACAGGAGAGCAAAAAGAAGAAUAACAAUGUGCACAGUAACGUAGUGGACAAGAAAAAUUCUGAGCUCUACAAAAACUCCAAUGCAGAAAGUGCGGUCUCGAAAACUGACGUAGAUGGCAAAGUGCUGAAAAAGCAUAAAGUGAAGCACAAGCACAAAAAUAAGGAAAAGGACAAAGCUCCUAGUCUAGUGCUUAAUCAAGACAUGAAUGAGAAAUUUGUCAAGAGCUAUUCUUUCGAUUUUGAUGAUUCAAGGCAGAAGUCCCUAAUUGUUGAGUCAGAGUCACCAGCUGAGAGCAAAGUCAAGUUAACCAAACACGAAAAAGAUCAUUCGAAAAAGGAGGACAGGCUUUUGAAAAGUAAGUCUGAGGACAAGGAUUGGUCGUCUGGGAAAGACCUGCACAGAACGACAAAGGAAGAGAAAAAUAAGAAAACUAAGGACUCCACCAAGGACAAGACAAGUAAGGAGGAGAGGGAGAAGCCUGUAAAAUCUGACAAGGAGAGAAACAUCAAAGAGAAGGAGAAGCCCAAGGAGGAUAAACAAAAAGCUCACAAAGAGGAGAAGAAGAAAAAGUCCAAGGAGAAGUCCUCCUCAAAGGCAGACCGGAAAAGUGAGCAGAAAGAGGAAAAGCAUCUAAAGGUGGACAAGGAGAAAAACACCAAGGAGGAAAAAGAGAAAUGUAAAAAAGACAAAGCACAGAAGGAAGAGUCUGAGUAUGAAGACUAUGACGUCAACAACCGAUUCCUCAACCUUGAGGACACAAAGCUCAGUGCCUCCGAUGACCAUCAUGACAGAUGGGGCUCCGAGAUGUCCUCUGACUCCUCCCUCUAUGAAGAUGACAGUUGGGAUGCUCCCAUUAAAGAGUACAAGGAAUACAAAGCGAACAACGCUGUAAAACUCAUUGUUGAGACUGUUAAGGAAGAGACGAGGAGGAAAGAAAACAAAGUCAAGGACAAGAAAUCGGAUCACAGUGAGAAAAGGUCAGAGAAAGAAGCCACAUCUAGAAAGAAAGACUCAUCAGAAAAGACUAACGAAAAGAAAAAAGACUGGUCUGAAAAACAAAAAUUAAACUUGAGUCACUCAGUUGAAAAAGAAAAGAAGCGUAAGGAGUCCACAGAAAUGGUCAAAGACAAAAAAGACAAGGAUUCUUUAGACAACACUCGAGACCGUAAAGAUUCAUAUGAGUCCAUAAAGGAAAGAAAGGACAUGAAAAUCAAACAGGAAUCUAUAAGAGACGAUUAUGGCAAUGAUACUUUCUUUAAAGACAGUGAUGCUGCAAAAUCAUGUGAUAUCAGAGAAAGAAACUAUUCUGGAAAGGAGAAAGAAAAGAAGGGUGAUGCAACAGAGAAGAGAGAAAAGACAAAAGCAGACAAGCACAAAGACAAAACAAAGGACAGAGGCACUGAUCAGGAGAAAAGUGAGAAAAGCUCGACAGAAAAACCUGCAAAGGAAAAGGAUACAGACCGGUGCACCAAAGACAAGAAGGAGGGAGCCAAAGACAAACACAAAGAGUCUCAUGGCAAAGAAAAAGAUCGAAAGAUGUCUUCAGAACAGAUCAAGGAGAAGAAAGAAAAGGCCUCUCAAGACAAACACACUGAAAGGGAGAAAGAUUUCUUGGAGAUAAAGAAAGAGGAAAGAAAACCAGAGAAAAUCCGAGAGAAAACGUGGUACAAGAUUGCCGACGUAUUCACUGAUGAGAGUGACGAUGAGGAGGACAGCUACAAUGGUGGUGUGCUUGUGUCUGACUCCAUCAGGAAAGACUCAACCCCUGAUCAGGACGAGCUGGAUCAUUUUCCUUUAGAAAAAAUUAGAAAAUCUUCUGUGGAAGCUAAACAUAACACUGAAAAGGCAAAAGACAAAGACCACAAAGAAAAGAAGAAAGAAAAAGCUACAUUUGACACAGGUAAAGAGAGGAAAGGCUCCCUUGAGAAACACAACAAGGACAAGAAGGACUGUGUGGAUGCAAAACACAAGGAGAGAAAAGACCGAAUGUCAGUAGACUCAAACCAAGAGAAGAAAAAUAAGCAGAAGCUCCUGGACAAAAGGGACACGAGUGAGGAAAAGACAAAGAGUAAAUAUAAAGACAAGCUGGACCACUCAAAGGAAAGGAAGCCAUCAAAAGCCAGUGGUGAGAAUGAAAAGUCCCUUUUGGAAAAAUUGGAGGAGGAAGCGAUGAAUGACUAUAAGGACGACUCCAAUGAUAAGAAUAGUGAAAUCUCCUCAGAUAGUUUCACUGACAGAGGUCACGAGCCAGUCCUCACUAGUUAUUAUGACUCCAUCAGUCUGACUGACAUGUCUGAGGACAGGCGAGACUCCCUGUCCAUAUCUACACCCCAGGACAAGUUCAGAGAGAAAGAAAGAAAUCGACAUUCCUCUUCAUCCUCAUCCAAGAAAAGCCACGACAAAGAGAAAGAAAAGGUCAAGAAAGAAAAAGGUGACAAACGUGACAAGACAGAGGAGGUCAGAGAGUCCUACAGCCGCAGAGAGAGCCUACCUUUUGAGAAAGAGCCCAUGCCCCUAGAAGCAGACCCUUAUACUUUCCCUUACGGAGGUAAAGGAGAUGGAGACGAUGACUUUGAGAAAACAUUGGAGUUUGAAAAAGAGAUGUCCAAAAAAGACAAAGACAAAGCAUCGGGUGUCAUCAGUGACAGAAUGAAGGACAAAAAGAAAAAGGAGAAACAUAAGGAAAAAGUUAAGGAGGAGAAAAAUAAGUACAUCGAUGGCUUUGGGUCAUUCAAACACUCCAAAGAAGAUGUAAAGUCAGGCCUGAAAGACAGCCCACAGGUCACCGUUCUCAAAGACAGGUCAAAAGAAGACAGUCCUAAAUUUGAUAUGAAAAAAGACAGAAAUCGGGAUGUACUGGACAAAGACAACAGGAUGGACCACAGCAAAUCUAAGGCUAAGGAUGAAAAUGAAAAGAUCACUCAGUCCAAAGACACAGUGAGGAAAGAUAAUCGUCCACGUGAAAAACUGUUGGUGGACGGUGAUUAUCAAAUGACGAGUUUUGGUCAGAUGUUGAGUCUAAAAGACCAGGAGAUUGAAGAGCGCCACAAGAGACACAAAGAGAGGAUGAAGCAAAUGGAAAAGCUGAGACCCAAGUCAGGGGACCCUAAACUGAAGGACAAAACCAAGUCCACAGAGGAAGUAAGAAAGAACCGCAGUGAACUUUCAUCGAAGAAAUCCAACAGCCUGGAAUCUGGUCUUAAAGAAAAGAAGCUGAAGGAUGUAGGUAUCCCAGCACAAAUGAUGUCUCCGGGCAGGAAGUUCCAGCCUUCGGACAGUCAAAACUCAAAGGACUGGCUGGGUGGACCCCAAAUAAAGGAGCACCUCCCUGCGUCUCCCAGGCCGGAUCAAAACAGGCCGACUGGUGUCCCCACACCGACAUCUGUCAUCUCGUGCCCCAGUUUUGAGGAAGUGAUGCAGACUCCACGUACCCCAUCAUGCAGUGCAGAGGAUUACCCUGACAUCAUGUUGGAUGGGUUGGAUUGUCAGAACUCAACAGCUAUGACCAUGUCAAUGAAUGCCUGCUCUCCAUCCUUCUUUGAAAGCAGGUAUUCUAACUCCCAGAGUUUCCAGGAAGGCACCUGCCCUACCCCUGCGAAGAACCUUCAGCUUUCACUUGUAAGCCGCUCUGCAUCCUCAGAUGUCCGCAGGCCUCUGGAAGAUGAGUUCAAGGCCGAGGCUGACAAGUUCCUUCGACAGGAGACUGAUCCAGAGGCCGACUUUGAUCCACCCUCUGCCCAAACUCCAGAGGACAAAUCAGCAGAUAGGCUUGAGUGUCUGUCUUCUCCUUAUUUCUCCCCAAUGGGACUGUUGUCCCCUCGGCGGGAGCCAGCACAUCCUACGCCAGAUGUGGCAGCACCAGCUCUGACUGGUUCUGAGGGUAGUGAACACCUUCAUGAAAGUGUAUACAGCUUCUUGCCGAAACCCUCUACACCAGUUCACAGGCCAGACCCCCAGGAGCCCUGCUUCGACAUCGCUGCACCACCAACACCAGCUCCUGCUGCUUUGCCACCCCUGGACAUCGAUGACAUCUCUGAGCCUCACCACAGUGAACCUAACCUUGUCCUCUCCGAUCUUCCUUCUGUCACAGAAGAACAGGAGCAGGAAGAGGAGGAAGAUGAGGAGGAGGAAGAUGAGGAGGAAGGCGAUAUGGACGAGAGAGCUGAUGCAGACCACUGUUCAGUGGUGGAGCCUGAGCAAACAAGGGAGCCAUGUUCCUUCUCCCCACAGGUUGAGGACCCUUUGAGGAAGAGCUGGCCUGCAGAGUCUCCAGACCGACAGGAUCCAGAAGUCCAUGAGCUUUCCCCUACACACUCUGCCCCUAACCAGGGAGAGAACUGUUUUGAUCACAGCAUGGGCUGGAACCCCGACAUGGACCUCAAAUCUCCCCACAGGACAUACGGGGAAAUAGAGGCUGCUGUCUCCAAAAUAACCAGUCCUUACUCUCAUUCAGAAAAUGAUAUACUCCACUUGUCUGGACACCCCUCUGUCACUCCCCCCUAUGCCAACUGGAACAGGUGGCACAAAGAAGAACCAGAGGACUUUGAUGAGCAGAAAGAGGCUGUGGCUGACAUCCCCUCCCCAGAGAGACGUGACUCAGUAAUCGAUGUGGAACCCAACUAUCUAAACACUUCAUCCUCCUCCAACAGGCUGGAGUCUUUCUUCCAAGACUGCAACAAACCAAGUAUGGAGGAUAAUCACCAGAUGGAUGAAGAGUCAACAUGUGAUGAACCAGACAGCAGACAGAGUACUCACACUUUCAGUGCUACAAGUGAAGACAUCAUGGGUCCAACAGUGGGCCCGGAGCCUGUGGUGCCCUGGGCAGACCCAUUCUCAGCUGAGACAGAUGAGCUAGAUGACCUAGGACCAUUCUCCUUGCCUGAGCUACCACUACCUGACAAGUCAGAAGAAGCUGAACCUCGAGACCCUGAACCAACUGACCUCAACAAAACUGUGCCCAUCCACAUCCAACACAGUAUCACAGAGAGAGAUGACCCAGACAUAAUAGAGGUGGACCCUCCAAGCCCGGCUAAGACCACAUGCCCUGCUGGAGACCUUAGUUUGGGAGAACCUACCGGUCAAGAUUUGGUCGUUCCAUCACCACAUGCCAACUUCCAGCAGGACUUAGACCUUGAGCCUCAAAGUGUGCCAGUCAACAACUCUUUGUCUCUCAUUCAACAACAGGAAAGAACAGGACCUUAUGCAGAACCUGAUGAGCAGGAGACUAAUCUGUUGUAUUCAUCUGCAAAUCCAGAUGCCAGUCAGCAACAUCACCUACAGAUCCACUCCCUCACUGAGUCGCUGCAGUUACCCCUGGAUUCAGUGUCUGCUGUCAAGUCAGAGGUGAGACUAGAGGAGAUGUCUGAGCCUGUAACAGAAUCUGUGACAUGCAGUCCUCUUCCUCAGCUGCCAGUGGCAGUCAGCCUCUCCAGCACACUGGAACUACCAGACACUCAGGAGACCACAUCCAAGCUAACACCUGUAACUGUGACCACUGUGUCCACAAUUAUAGACAUCCCCAAGAAAGUUGAUGAAAUCCCACAAAGGAUUACCCGCAAUCGCGCCAAGAACAAUCCCUCUGCUGCUGCUGUCCCUUCUACCUCCAGCAUAAUAACCUCAUCUGCUACUGCCACCCCUGUAACAACCAGUCCAACAGCGAGCAUUAAUGUGAUCCCCACUCGAACCCCAACACCCACCUCAGGCUCCUCCAUCUCAGUUCUGAAGAAAGACAAGGAAUCUGUGCUUCAUGUCUCCCCUACUGCACCUAAUUCAACCCCUGCAGUUUCUAUACCUACUUCUGUGACAACUCCUGCAUCAGUGGUUCUCAGUAAGACGACAAAAGGACGCCCUCUCCAGGUGGACGAAGAGGAGUCUCAGACCCAGCACCCGCGGAAGAGGAAAUUUCCACGUUCUGCUGGGCAGCAGGUCCAGGUCCAGCUGGUAAACACGGCCAUGCAGCAGACCAGGGAAAUGAUUCAGCAGACUCUGGCUGUUGUAGUAAAUGCGAUCAAACUUGACGAUAUCGAGCCCUACCACAGCGAUCGUUCCAACCCGUACUUUGAGUACCUGCAGAUCAGGAAGAAGAUUGAGGAAAAGAGGAAGAUUCUGUGUUACAUCACCCCACAGGCCCCACAGUGUUAUGCUGAAUAUGUGACCUACACCGGCUCCUACCUGCUGGAUGGCAAGCCGCUCAGCAAGCUUCACAUCCCUGUGAUUGCACCACCUCCAUCACUGUCAGAACCUCUGAAGGAGCUCUUCAGACAACAAGAGGCAGUAAGAGGGAAGCUCAGGUUGCAGCACAGCAUAGAACGGGAGAAGCUGAUUGUGUCAUGUGAGCAGGAGGUUUUAAGGGUCCAUUGCAGAGCAGCCAGGACAAUAGCCAAUCAGGCUGUGCCAUUCAGCGCCUGCACCAUGCUGUUGGACUCUGAAGUGUACAACAUGCCAUCAGAGAGCCAGGGUGAUGAAAACAAAUCUGUGAGAGAUCGCUUCAACGCUCGCCAGUUCAUUUCCUGGAUUCAGGAUGUAGAUGAUAAAUACGACCGCAUGAAGACGUGUUUGUUGAUGCGGCAACAGCAUGAGGCAGCAGCGCUCAAUGCAGUGCAAAGGAUGGAGUGGCAGUUGAAGGUUCAAGAGUUGGACCCAGCAGGACACAAGUCCCUCUGUGUCAACGAAGUGCCGUCCUUCUACGUGCCAAUGGUCGAUGUCAAUGACGACUUUGUCCUGCUGCCUGCAUGACACACCUGUGCUCACAGAUAGAGCUCAAACUUUGUCUGAAUCACUCCUUCUCAAAGAGACUUCGUUGAACAGAACGAAUGGAAAGGGCUAGCAAGUUUGACAGAGGACUUUAGACAAGAAAAAAUUAUAUUCUAUAGAAAAAGUAAAGAGGAAAAACUUGCUCUUGAUUCCCUUCCACGAAGAAGGAAACAUGUUUUUACUGGGGAAAAAGAAAAUACACAACUUGCACUUUCAUCCUCAAACGUUUUUACGCUUUCAUUUGGUCAGAGUGCGAGAAGCAGAAACAGUUUUUGCUUGAGGCCCUGACAUCAGGACACAGCUCCUCAGUGCUCAGUUAUGGUGAGACCGGGGACAGAGAUAUUUUUUCUGCAUUUAUUUUUAGUCCCUGCUUCAGUAGACCCACCACCACCACCACUGGGAGGUAUCUGCAAAGAGUUAUCUUAACAGUGUGGUGCCUGUCGUGAAGGAGGACUAAGGUGAAGCCUCCCCUGUUGAUCCAGGGCUCCUGGUGGGCAAGGAGAACCAGACCGAGUCAGCGCUGGUCUAUCAACAGGGUUGGGGUGCAUUAUGUGGAUCUUCAAUGUGUAUCUACCCCAAGACAGCUGGGACAGACGGACCUGGGAGCCAGAACCAUACGCUGAUGGUUUGGGUUUAUAAUAUAGUACACCCAGAGGACGCCGUUUCGGGUCACUGCACCAGCCCUGGCUGAACGGCAGCGCAACAGAGCCUGCAGCAGGUCAGAAUAUAGCAGAGGGUUAGCGAUAUGUGUACACGUCAGGGCCCAGUGUCUGAGGGGAAGAGACUGACCCUUCAGCCUCUCAGCCUGGCUUAACAGAAGAGGACAGGCAUGGAUCGCUGAGGACAGACCGGAGUGUUCCUCGGCCACCUUGUUUGCUCCGACACAAACACAUCAGACCGCCGUGGACUGCAGAAACACCACAUGACAACCAGAAGACACAAACAUAACGAAUGUUGAGACUCAAAGAGACUAUUGAGAAAUUGUGGUUUAGCAGGAGAGAAAUAUUGUUUUUGUCUAUUUCUUUACUUGGGCAUUUCAUUGUUUCUGAGGAAGUGACUUGAAACACUACAGAGCCAAUAUUAGUUUAAUGGAAAAAAAA
This is a messenger RNA of Paralichthys olivaceus (Japanese flounder), 10198 nucleotides long. RefSeq names its product ankyrin repeat domain 11 (gene ankrd11). Gene Ontology annotation, molecular function: protein binding. The record is from RefSeq and is a predicted model, not a curated record. NCBI's taxonomy places the organism in Eukaryota, Metazoa, Chordata, Actinopteri, Pleuronectiformes, Paralichthyidae. Gene Ontology annotation, biological process: anatomical structure morphogenesis.